CGGAAGUGGGGCGGGGAUACCAGCGCGACGCACCGCGGUGGGCGGAAGUGGCUGUGGAAGGCUUUAAGGUAGCUUUAAAUUGCUGCUGUGCUGGGAGCUCGCCCCUUUCGGCUGGAGUCGGGAUCUGCGCCGCCGAAUGGCUCUGGACGUGAAGUCUCGGGCGAAGCGCUAUGAGAAACUGGACUUCCUUGGAGAGGGACAGUUUGCCACGGUUUACAAGGCCAGAGAUAAGAAUACCAACCAAAUCGUCGCCAUUAAGAAAAUCAAACUUGGACAUCGAUCAGAAGCUAAAGAUGGUAUAAAUAGAACAGCCUUAAGAGAGAUAAAAUUAUUACAGGAGCUGAGUCAUCCAAAUAUAAUUGGUCUCCUUGAUGCUUUUGGACAUAAAUCUAAUAUUAGCCUUGUCUUUGAUUUUAUGGAAACUGAUCUAGAGGUUAUAAUAAAGGAUAAUAGUCUUGUGCUGACACCAUCACACAUCAAAGCCUACAUGCUGAUGACUCUUCAAGGAUUAGAAUAUUUACAUCAACACUGGAUCCUACACAGGGAUCUAAAACCAAACAACCUGUUGCUAGAUGAAAAUGGAGUUCUAAAACUGGCAGAUUUUGGCCUGGCCAAAUCAUUUGGGAGCCCCAAUAGAGCUUAUACACAUCAGGUUGUAACGAGGUGGUAUCGGGCCCCUGAGUUAUUAUUUGGAGCUAGGAUGUAUGGUGUGGGUGUGGACAUGUGGGCUGUUGGCUGUAUAUUAGCAGAGUUACUUCUAAGGGUUCCUUUUUUGCCAGGAGAUUCAGACCUUGAUCAGCUAACGAGAAUAUUUGAAACUUUGGGCACACCAACUGAGGAACAGUGGCCAGACAUGUGUAGUCUUCCAGAUUAUGUGACAUUUAAGAGUUUUCCUGGAAUUCCAUUGCAUCAUAUCUUCAGUGCAGCAGGAGACGACUUACUAGAUCUCAUACAAGGCUUAUUCUUAUUUAAUCCAUGUGCUCGAAUUACGGCCACACAGGCACUGAAAAUGAAGUAUUUCAGUAAUCGGCCAGGGCCAACACCUGGAUGUCAGCUGCCAAGACCAAACUGUCCAGUGGAAACCUUAAAGGAGCAAUCAAAUCCAGCUUUGGCGACAAAAAGGAAAAGAACAGAUGCCUUGGAACAAGGAGGAUUGCCCAAGAAACUGAUUUUUUAAAGAGAACACUAGACAACAUUUUACUACUGAAAGAAAUAGUCAAAAAGGCAAAUAAUAGAAAAAUAGUAAACAUUAAGUAAAUGCUGUAGAAGUGAUUUUGUAAAUAUUCUACACAUGUAAAAUAUGUAAAACUAUGGGUUAUUUUUAUUAAAUGUAUUUUAAAAUAAAAAUUCUGUUUUUUUCUGAGUAGAGUGCAGAAGUGAGAAAAGUUCAAUUCUCUUGAAAUGUAGAAUUGAAAAUGCAUCAGGGAAAACUUAAUGCAAAUUAUUACCAGUUACUUUGAAGAUCUG
Saimiri boliviensis boliviensis (Bolivian squirrel monkey) is the source of this 1467-nucleotide messenger RNA. It is a transcript of the gene CDK7, whose product is annotated as cyclin dependent kinase 7. Gene Ontology annotation, cellular component: nucleus; transcription factor TFIIH holo complex; cytoplasm. Gene Ontology annotation, molecular function: RNA polymerase II CTD heptapeptide repeat kinase activity; ATP binding; cyclin-dependent protein serine/threonine kinase activity. The record is from RefSeq and is a predicted model, not a curated record. NCBI's taxonomy places the organism in Eukaryota, Metazoa, Chordata, Mammalia, Primates, Cebidae. Gene Ontology annotation, biological process: protein phosphorylation; positive regulation of transcription by RNA polymerase II.